UCAGCGCUAUGGAAUUCUAUGCUAACGUUUCAACAAUCAUUUCUCUGAAAUUCCAGGCUCAGACCGUCGGAGCCCAGACAAAGAGCAGCGGAAUGUUUCACUUCGAGGGUGGUUGGCCGAAGGAAAUCAAUCCGAAGGACGAGGAAGCUACAGCGAGAUUCCGCAGACGAGUCGAGAAGGACGAAGAUUGGGCACCGAAAUUACGCAACUUAUUCCAACAAAUGGAACAUAAUAUCCUCCAGAAUGGCGCACUUAACAUAUACGAACACUAUUUUGACGAUAUGGUUCCCACAGAAUUAGUGAAACCUCGUAAACUUAGAACAGUGAAUGUCUAUGAGGAUCCGCAAACACCAAUGCGACGAGUGAAUAAUAUUUCUUGGUCGCCAGACUCUGGUAGUAAAAUGGUAGUCUCGUAUUGCUUCUUUGGAAUUGAGCCAGAUUACAGUAACAUUGCGUAUAUCUGGCAGAUUGGUAAGUAGAAAAAGCGCGGAAAAGCCCUGAUUACAUUUAAACGCUGAGCUUGA
This is a messenger RNA of Camponotus floridanus (Florida carpenter ant), 524 nucleotides long. Its product is annotated as dynein intermediate chain 3, ciliary-like. The record is from RefSeq and is a predicted model, not a curated record. The transcript has 3 exons. NCBI's taxonomy places the organism in Eukaryota, Metazoa, Arthropoda, Insecta, Hymenoptera, Formicidae. Bases 9 to 479 code for a protein of 156 amino acids. Gene Ontology annotation, biological process: outer dynein arm assembly; cilium movement. Gene Ontology annotation, cellular component: outer dynein arm. Gene Ontology annotation, molecular function: dynein light chain binding; dynein heavy chain binding.